Messenger RNA from Macrosiphum euphorbiae (potato aphid), 1338 nucleotides. The record is from the annotation of a GenBank genome assembly. NCBI's taxonomy places the organism in Eukaryota, Metazoa, Arthropoda, Insecta, Hemiptera, Aphididae.
AUGAUAAAAUAUGAAGAUGAAUGUGCUAAAUUAUUUACAAAACUAAAAACCAACUGGUCAAUAUUUAAAAUCACAGCAACAGCAGUUUCUUUUGUGGAUUUAGUUACUGCAAAAUGUAAUAAAGAACUAGAAUUUACUCAGUUUUUAAUUACAGCUCUUUUCUCUUUGCCUCCUGAAAGUGAUGAUAUAGCUUGGUUAUCUAAUCAAAUUAUUAAUAAUUUAAAAUUGUUAGAAACUAACUGUCCAAUACAAAUUAGUGAUUGGGAUGCUAUAAUUAUGAAAGCCAUAAAGUAUGGUUUAGUAGAAGAAAACCCGGAAUAUGGUUUUAUUAGAGUCUUGAGAAAAUUAGUUAAAAAAGCUAAUAUAGAUAAAUCUAUUUUAUCAAAAACUUUUGAAUUACUUGCUGGAUAUUCACAAUUCACUAAUAUAAUGUUAAAUCGGGCCGCCAAACAAAUUCAAAAAGAAGAAGUAUUGAGAUUGAUCGAAACCUUAGUUAAGAAAGAACCGUCCAUAAUGGCUCUGAGUCAUGUUCCACUUUUCCUCUGCUCAUACAAUGCAUCAUUAUCAGUUGUCGAUCAAAUAAUACUCAGAAUUCUUUUUCAUUAUGAAGACAAUUCUAUACCAAUGUCUAAUUAUAGACCUUACUUGUGGGGAUCAUUUGCCAUAUCACAUUAUCAAGUGAAAAACCAUCUUAUAUCAAAAACAUUAAACAGUUUUCCUUCUACUACUGAAGUGCUUUCUUACAUACCUUUAAAAAGACUGAAAGAAACUAUAUCAUGUUUUCCUAUUAACAGACCUCUAAACAUCAAAGACCAAAAAAUUGUACUGUACACCACCAAAGACUCUAAAGAUCCAAGUCAAAUGUUUGACCCAGCAUUUUUUUUGCCAAUGAUUAGCAGUUUAUUGGCCACAGAAGCACCAUUGAGUAUAGAAAAGUUUAGUAGAAAUGGUUGUCUAUCAAUGGUAUUGGCUUGUUUAAGCAGUUACGACUGCCUUAUGCGAAAAGCUGCCUAUCAUGUGUUAACAUUAUUGCGAUCUCAUUUAUUUUGUAGAAGAGCUGAAAACUUGUUUUGGGAUCAUUUUAGUUCUUGGGUUGCACAAGGCAUCCAAGAUUUGCAUUUGAAACCUCCUCCUCAGCUGUCAAUGAUUCAAGCAUUAUUUUUAGGCAGAAUGGUUUUAGCUAUGGCUAAUCAUGAGAAAGGCAUCGAGACUACUUGCUGUAAAAUACUUUUGGCUCGUCCUGCUGCUCGUCUCAGUCAUAUUCCAGAAUUUAAAACAUUUUUAACUACAUAUUCUGAACAUAAAGAUAAAAAUAGUUCACAAGCGUUGGUUUUUUGA